CCGUCGCCGUUAAAGCGGAGCUAUCAUGGCGGAGCGCGUACAGCAGCCCCCGGCCAAGCGGCUCUGCUGUCGGCCGGGCUACAACUCGACGUGUAGGCAAGGCCAGCGGGCCGCGGGGGCGCCGUGCGGCGGCUCGACGUCCACCCAGGGCGAAUCGAGCAAGACCCAGAACCCGGAGACUCUCCUGGACAUCGCGGCGAGGAAAGUCGCGGAGAAGUGGCCGUUUCAGAGGGUCGAGGAGCGGUUCGAGCGGAUCCCGGAGCCCGUUCAGCGGCGGAUCGUUUAUUGGUCGUUCCCGAGGAGCGAGCGGGAGAUCUGCAUGUAUUCGUCGUUUAACACCGGCGGGGAGGAGGUCGGAAGCGGCGGCGGCGGUGGUGGUGGUGGAGGAGGAGGAGGAGGCGGCGGGGACAGCGGCGACGAGACCCGGCUGCCGUUCCGACGGGGCAUCGCUCUGCUGGAGAGCGGCUGCGUGGACAACGUACUGCAAGUCGGGUUCCACCUCAGCGGCACAGUUAGGGAACCCGCCACGGCCUCGGAGCCGGAGCUGGUCUGCAACGUGAGCGUCAGCUUCGACCGCUGCAAAAUCACAGCGGUAACCUGCAGCUGCGGCAACAAGGACAUCUUCUACUGCGCCCACGUCGUGGCGCUUUCGCUGUACCGGGUACGGAAGCCCGAGCAGGUCAAGCUGCGCCUGCCCAUCUCAGAGACUCUAUUCCAGAUGAACAGAGAUCAGCUGCAGAAGUUCGUUCAGUACCUGAUCACGGUGCAUCACACCGAGGUGCUGCCGACCGCACAGAAACUGGCCGAUGAAAUCCUGUCACAGAACUCAGAGAUCAACCAGGUCCACGGAGCUCCGGAUCCGACGGCGGGCGCCAGCGUGGACGACGAGAACUGCUGGCAUCUGGAUGAAGAGCAAGUUCAGGAACAGGUCAAGCUCUUUCUCUCCCAGGGCGGGUACCAUGGCUCGGGAAAGCAGCUCAACUUACUGUUCAGCAAGGUGAGAGAGAUGCUGAAGAUGAGGGACUCCAACGGCGCUCGCAUGUUAACGCUGAUCACAGAGCAGUUCAUGGGCGACCCCCGACUGGCGCUGUGGAGGCAACAGGGAACCACCAUGACUGACAAGUACAGGCAGCUGUGGGACGAACUAGGCGCCCUGUGGAUGUGCAUCGUGCUGAACCCCCACUAUAAGCCCGAGCAGAAGGGUUUCUGGCUUCGACAGCUUCGCAGGUGGAACAGCGUGGACGUCUGCCCCUUGGAGGACGGUAACCAUGGCAGCGAGCUGACCAAUCUGACCAACGCUCUGCCCCAGGGCCCUCCUGGAAACCCAGAUUCACUGACGCGUCCUCACCGGACGGUGUUCACGCGGGCGAUCGAGGCCUGCGACCUGCACUGGCAGGACCCCCACCUGCAGCACAUCAUCACCGAGGACCACUACACCAACUACUGUUACCAUGACAACCUCGACAGCUCCCUCUUCGACGCCCGAGGGUGGCCCCUGUGGCACGAACACGUGCCGACGGCGUGCGCCCGGGUGGACGCGCUGAGAUCACACGGUUACCCCAAGGAAGCACUCAGACUGGCCAUCGCUAUAGUGAACACCCUGCGGAGGCAACAGCAGAAACAGCUGGAGUUCUUCCGAGCUCACAAAAAAGAGCUGCUCCAUAAAGGCAUCACGUCAGUCACCAACCUGGAGGGUUGGGUGGGCCACCCUCUGGACCCCAUCGGCACGCUGUUCAGCACCCUCAUGGAGACGGGGCGGGGCAGCGAGGACGGCGCAACGGCCCUGCUCGACUUCUCAGGCUCGCCGGGUGCAGGUAGGAGGACGGAGCAUCCUGUUUUCCCGGCGCAGCGUUUCCUGGAGGAAGGAGAGACGUUCGUGUCGCUGGCUGUGGAGACGGCUCUGAUUGGUUUAGGGCAGCAGAGGGUGAUGCCAGACGGCCUUUACGCCCAGGAGAAAGUGUGUCGCAACGAAGAGCAGCUAUUGGCCAGGCUUCAGGAAGUCAAUUUGGACGACACGUUGGUGAAGAUCUUCCGGAAACAAGCUGCCAUCCUGCUAGAGGCUGGUCCUUACAGUGGUCUGGGGGAGUUGCUCUACAGAGAAAGCGUCCCCAUGCACACUUUUGCCAAGUAUCUCUUCACCUCCCUGCUACCUCAUGACGCCGAACUGGCGUACAAAAUUGCACUGAGGGCCAUGCGGUUGCCGGUCCUGGAGUCCACGGCCCCCUCCGGUGACUUGUCUCGGCCUCACCAUAUAGUGUCAGUGGUGCCCAACCGCCUCCCUCGCUGGUUCACUCUCAGCCACAUAGAGACCCAACAGUGUGAACUGGCCUCCACCAUGCUCACUGCUGCUAAAGGCGAUGCUCGUAAGCUAGAAACAGUGUUAGAGUCCAUCCAGAAGAACAUCCACUCCGCAUCCCACAUCUUCAAACUGGCCCAGGAUGCCUUCAAAAUCGCCACCCUCAUGGACAGCCUGCCGGACAUCACGCUGCUCAAAGUCUCCCUGGAGCUGGGUCUUCAGGUGAUGAGAAUGACGCUGUCUACCUUGAACUGGCGGAGGAGGGAGAUGGUGCGAUGGCUGGUCACUUGUGCUACUGAGGCUGGUGUGUUUGCGUUGGACAGCAUCAUGCAGAGCUGGUUCACCCUCUUCACCCCGACCGAAGCCACGAGCGUCGUGGCUAGCACGGUCAUGUCCAACAGCACCAUUGUCCGCCUGCAUCUGGACUGCCAUCAGCAGGAGAACCUGGCCAACUCCGCCCGCACCCUGGCCCUGCAGUGUGCCAUGAAGGACCCUCAAAACUGUGCCCUCUCGGCGCUGACACUCUGCGAGAAGGACCACAUUGCCUUCGAGACAGCCUAUCAGAUUGUACUGGACGCGGCCGCCACGGGAAUGAACUACACACAGCUGUUUACAAUAGCGCGCUACAUGGAGCACCGUGGUUAUCCUAUGAGGGCGUACAAACUCGCAACGUUAGCCAUGACUCACCUGAACCUCAGCUACAACCAAGACACACACCCGGCGAUCAACGACGUGCUCUGGGCUUGCGCCCUCAGCCACUCGCUGGGGAAAAACGAACUGGCGUCCGUCAUCCCCCUGGUGGUGAAGAGCGUCAAGUGUGCCACCGUCUUGUCGGACAUUUUGCGGCGGUGCACACUAACGACGCCGGGCAUGGUGGCGCUGCACAGUCGCAGGAACUCUGGGAAGCUGAUGCCUCUGGACAAGGCUCCACUCAGGCAGCUACUGGACGCCACGAUCGGGGCUUACAUCAACACGACGCACUCUCGGCUGACGCACAUCAGCCCGCGCCACUACAGCGAGUUCAUCGAGUUCCUCAGCAAAGCCAGAGAGACGUUUCUCAUGGCGCACGACGGACACAUCCAGUUCACACAGUUCAUAGACAACCUGAAACAGAUAUACAAGGGCAAGAAGAAACUCAUGAUGCUCGUUCGAGAGAGAUUUGGUUGAAAGAGGAUCAAAUCGCCCUUUUUUUUUUUUUCUUGAGUCUCUUUUUUUGUUUUAAUCCUUUCUAACUUGAAGUGAAAAUCCUCCUAAAACAACGUUCAUGCAAAUCUUAUUCCUAUGAUUUGGCACCGCUGGGUCGAAUGUGACGAUGAACACGAUUUCCUGAAGGAAAAUAAUUAGCGGUGAUUAUUCACAGUGAAUAUUUCCCUUUUCCAUUGUGUACCAAGCAUGAGCACAGACGGACUUCUUGGUUGAUUUUGUUUUUGUUUUUGUGUUGGAAUAGAAAGCCCAUGACGAUAGGAAUGAGACAUGAAAUGUGUUUUAGGGUAAAUUUUCUCCUAAAAAUGACAAGUUUGAAAUUGAAGAAGAUAAAAAAAACAACACUGUAAACCAUAAAAGCAACAGCUGGUAUUGAUGUGUAUAAAAAACCAUUACGGAAGGAGAGAACUGUUGAAUUCGUGGAAGUUUGUGUGUUUCCCUUUAUAUGUAUGAAAGCGAGAGAGUAAGAGUUUUACACUGAGUAUAUACUGUAUUGUCCAGUGGCAAAAUGUCCACCUUUGCACUCCUCCUACUUCCCUCAGCUAACGUUCACAGCCUCAAAGAGAAGACAAAACGGCUUUAAACCAAAUGGAGCAACUCCAUCUGAAGUGACAAGUACCUCUUUUUAAAAAGGAUCCAGCUUUACUCUCCCCCCCUCCCAAAACCACCUUGCACCAUCGAGUCCUCGCUCAUCUGCUCUGUGAAGUAAACGGGGGGAUAAACCCUCCAAAUUCACCAUCAGAAUUAAUUUCCUGGGUUUUCUUUUCCGCCAUCUUCAGGCUUGAUUGUUUUUGGCUUUGCAGUGUUUGUCUCAAACAUUCAGUUAUGUUUAAUUUCUACGGACACAUUUGUCACAGAACUGUCACAGCGCUCGCUCUUGUGGAAAAACUUGGCAACAUACAUUCUCAGGGAUUUCUCUAAAGAAAGAAAAAAAAAAAGCAGACAAAAAAAGAAGACAAAAGAGAGAACAAAAGCAUUUUAUUGUCCUGUAUAUAUGAAAGUAUAUGUCUGAAUAUUGAAAAAAAAAUGUAUAUGUUAACUAAUUUAUGACAGAAUAUUCUAUGUAAGGCACAAUACUUGAAGCUGCAGUACUUUGGUUUUUUGAAACAAGUUGAAAAAAUUUUAAAAAAACAUAUCAGAAGGACUUUUAAAACAAAAAAGAAAGAAAGAAAGAAAGAAAGAAAACGAAAGAAAACGCCUUGCAUUGCAUCAAGGGCCAGUUCAAACAGUAGUACAGGAACGCGCCGGCUGCUCGGGCUCUGCAGACAUGUAAUGAGCUGCAGAAAACUGGCCGGUUGUAAGACGGGAAGUGGACAUGCAAAGUGCGUAUUCUCCUGAAAACAGGAGGAGGAUUGUAGGAGUCGGAGAAAGAGACGACUGUGGAGGCAGCAGCAGCGGCGACAUAAGAGCUGGCAACUGCUGCGAUAUUCCAGUGGAGGGAAAUCUGCCCCUCGUGUCUCCUCACAAAACAAAGCUCUGUUUUUUAACGCCCCCAAAAAUGUCCUCUUCUUCUGACAUCUCGACUUUGUGCAGGACAGAAAGUUGCUCUAUACUGUAGGUCUCGACUGUUCCGCCUUUUUUGUGUUUGUUUUUUAUUUAAUUUCUCCUCCUCCUCUUCCUCCUUCAGUUCAAUUUGUUUUAAUUUCUCUCUCUAGAAUUCCUCACACAAGAACAGCCUUCUUUCUUGCCUUGUCUUAAUGCUUUAAAAUAACCAAAUGGGAGUUCUAACUACCAAACCUUUUUUCAUACGCCCGACCGACUUUGGUUACAACCUGUUAGUGUCUUUAAUUUUUUGGUUUUUUAGCUGAACUGGCUCUGUAUUCUGUGCUUUAAAAGCUCGUUUCAUCUGUUAUUUCAGUGUCGUCUCUUGUUCGUUCCCUCAUUAGAGGUUUGUUAGUAAGCUCCUUUUUUUUGUUUUAGAAAAUAUGCUCCCUUUUUUUAUUUAUUACGUUAGGUAAAAAUGAUUGUACAACCAUGUCAACAUGCUCAUGAAGUUGAAACUAAGAUUUGAUACACUGAUCAAUUUAUUUAUGUAACUAAAAAAUCACUGUUUUAUAAACUUGUUAAUGAAUCAACAUUUUGUUUUGAUUAAAUUUCGUUUUUUUGAGAGGA
Dicentrarchus labrax (European seabass) is the source of this 5611-nucleotide messenger RNA. RefSeq names its product zinc finger, SWIM-type containing 6 (gene zswim6). Bases 26 to 3463 code for a protein of 1145 amino acids. The transcript is spliced from 14 exons. NCBI's taxonomy places the organism in Eukaryota, Metazoa, Chordata, Actinopteri, Moronidae. Gene Ontology annotation, cellular component: Cul2-RING ubiquitin ligase complex. The record is from RefSeq and is a predicted model, not a curated record. Gene Ontology annotation, molecular function: zinc ion binding.